AUGUCUUCAUCAUCAGAGUCACCUUUUCCGAUAAUCUACACGGAACGACUUCAUCUCCGGAUCUUCGACCCAGCGCGCGACUCGGACUACGACGCCGUCCUGACCAUCUACAACAGCGACUUUACCAGACGCGCCGUGGGCGACACAGGCCUGCACAGCCGCGAAGACGCCGACGUCCGCUGCACCAAAUUCCACCCUCUCCCCAAGGACUUUGAUCCCGCGAGACCCUUCCCCUCGCACCCCUGGCACCUGGUCUACCUCCGCGGCACCGACACGCUGGUCGGCGUCAUCUCCCUGUUCCUUCGCCACCCGCUCCCGUACGCGGACCUGGGCUACGCUGUCGCGGAAGAGCACGCGAAUAGGGGCUACGCGACCGAGGCCGCCAAGGCCGCGCUGCGCUGGUGGACAGACGAGAUGGGCGUGCCCAAUAUUUGGGCCGCCUCGUUCGACUCCAACGUCGCCAGCCACAGGGUCGCCCGCAAGAUUGGGUUUGUCGACGGCGGCUCCAUCAGGCUGCUGCUGUCGGAUACCCUGACCAAGGAAGCGAAGGCGUUUGUCCGGCCGGGAAUGGAGACGUCUCUGGAUGGGUUGACCGUCGAUGUGCGGCAAAAGUGA
Messenger RNA from Fonsecaea nubica, 615 nucleotides. RefSeq lists its product as hypothetical. Gene Ontology annotation, molecular function: acyltransferase activity, transferring groups other than amino-acyl groups. The record is from RefSeq and is a predicted model, not a curated record. The coding region runs from base 1 to 615 and encodes 204 amino acids. NCBI's taxonomy places the organism in Eukaryota, Fungi, Ascomycota, Eurotiomycetes, Chaetothyriales, Herpotrichiellaceae. The transcript has a single exon.